Molecule: messenger RNA, 498 nt
Organism: Entrophospora sp. SA101
Lineage: Eukaryota; Fungi; Glomeromycota; Glomeromycetes; Entrophosporales; Entrophosporaceae
Source: the annotation of a GenBank genome assembly
AUGUCCCCAGGGCUGGACAAUAAAGGAAAGAGUGUUAGAAAAAAUGAUAGAUUAAUUAGCAAUGAAUUAAAAUUAAGGUUUUUGAAAAGAUGUGUUAAUAAGUUAAGUGCAGCAAUUAGAUCGUCAGAUUCUAGUAGCUUGGUCAGGUAUCAAAAAACAGCAGGAUCAAAAUCAACAACAAAUAAUGACGCAUUAUUGACUUCAAAAUGGUUGGAACGAAAAAAAUUAGACGAAUUAGGAAUUAAAUAUAAGAAAGGUAUAUAUACUAUGGAAGAAGAUGAAGUAUUAUAUGCGGCAUUAAAUAAAUAUAAAAUUUUAAUAUAUGGAACUACACCAGCUGAGCAUAAAGGUUUCUGGCGUGAAAUUGCAACUCCAUUGGGAACAAGGCCACUAAAAAAUGUGUGUAUACAUGUUCAAAGAUUAUUUCAUCACCACAAUUAUACAGGAAAAUGGUCACCAGAAGAUGACAAGAGAUUAAAUCAUAGCAAUUCAUGGUAA